Molecule: messenger RNA, 861 nt
Organism: Penicillium hordei
Lineage: Eukaryota; Fungi; Ascomycota; Eurotiomycetes; Eurotiales; Aspergillaceae
Product: NADAR family protein
Exons: 1
Coding region: 1-861 (286 amino acids)
Source: RefSeq, a predicted model, not a curated record
AUGUCUCCCUUGGUGCAGCAAACGCGCAAGCGCAAAAGAAGCCCCAAACACCCAACCUCCAGCGCCAACGCCCCCACUUCAUCCUCGGUUCUAAAACACCCUUCCCUCCGCACAACACCAACCCACAUCUUUUUCCACGGCGGCAUCCUCUCCAACUGGCAUCCCAGCAUAUCGCCAUUCCCUGGUAAAAAUGGACUAGAAAUUUGUCUCCCCCUCCUCGACGAACUAGGCAUCGCACACCCAUCACCAGAAAGCUAUUCCACACUCUUGAUCCAUGAGUUUGGCUUCGGACGCGGAGAGCAAUGGAUGAUGGCCAUGAAGGCGUGGUUAUUUGAAUGUGAGAUGGAUGAAAGCGGGCUAAAACCGUUCCAAAAGGUAGGGAAGGCGUCUGACCAAGAGUUCCAACGGUUCCAGAGGGAUGUCCUUUCCCCAUCUGUACCUGCAACUUCCUCUUCAUUCUCUGGAACAGGACCGGGUGAAACUGUAGGGUCAGAGAAAAAAGAUGCCUGGGAUUCGCACCUCCCAUGUAUCCUCCGGACGAAUGUUCCUAGGUCGCAAAAGGCAUUAGGCAGAAAAGUACGCGGGUUCCAGCCGGAUGUGUGGAACCAGGCUUCUAUUCCGAUCAUGAUGGCAGGAUGUGUUGCGAGGGCGCAGGUGGAUCAGGAGUUAAGGGAUGUGUAUCUGGCUGCGCAGGGGAGGACCUUCGUAGAGGGCAGUCCCCGGGACCGUAUAUGGGGGGUUGGGCUGAGGUGGGAUUCGAAGGCGAUUGAGGACGAGGCUAACUGGAGGGGGGAGAAUCGGCUCGGCAGAUGUCAUGGCGAGGCGGCCAGGGUGAUGCAGGGAGUCGAUAGAGGCGGUUGA